AUGGAUUAUUCCAAAAUCAGAUCGGAUCUCCAAGCUACAUCGCAGCAGGAGGCCGUCACUGUUAAUCAUAGAGCUUUAAUUACACGUACACUUACAAAAUACCCAGUAGACUAUGCACUAUUUCGCGAGCUUAUCCAAAACUCGGCCGAUGCCAAAGCUAAAGAUUGUGUUAUUUCCUUUAAAUCAACUAUUCCUGGAGGUCUUUCCAAGUCUCACAUUACUGACAUUGGGUCUAUUACUGUGGACAGGUUGACAGUUAAAAACAAUGGCCUGUAUUUUCAAGAAGACGACUGGAACCGACUUAGAGAAAUUGCAAAGGGCAAUCCUGACGAAAAUAAAAUUGGCGCGUUUGGAGUAGGGUUCUACUCCGUGUUCGAACUUACCGACGAACCUUUGGUUCAUUCAGGGACCUCGGUAAUGUCUUUUUACUACGACGGCGACCAACUGUGUUACCGCAGACAAACUGUUCCGGAUAGUAAAUCCUGGACUGUGAUAGACUUGCCAUAUCGUGUUCCACAAAACCUCCCCACUCUUUCAUCGUUUACUGCAUUUCUGACCCUAAGUUUUAUUCUUCUUCCUAUCGAGUCUAUCACUCUCCAGGUAGAUGAUAUUACUCUUCUUUCACUCAAAAAAACCAUUUCUCCUCAAGUAUCACUUGAUUUACCAAAGGGGUUAUCUUAUGUCUCGCCUGACCGAACACUGACACUCAAAUCAUGGACGUCUGAGUCAUUUUCUAUUGAAAUUAAUUACAUGAAUGUCACACAACUAAGCGAAAAGAUUACCAACAAUUCUUUUCUCUCGUUUGGAUACAAGGCAUUUUCGUCCUUUCUUCCGGGCUCCAAAGAUCCUUCCGAAAUGACCACGGUCUCGGCUCAUUUACGCAAAGUAACAGGGCGGUUGGCAGUUAAUGUCUCAUCGCAAUUUUCACGCAAGAUGAAAGAAACUGUCUUGAAAGCCCCACCAAAAGAAGCAGUCAUUUCCAUGCUUACAGACAAUAGAGAUGAAAAGCAGCUUUCAAAGCUGACGCCGCCAUUAUCAGAUUAUGUUUUUCCUAAAAAUUUCAAUGAUGCAAAAAUAUUUAUUGGGUUCCCCACAAAACAGUCAACCUCAUUUAAGUCACACAUUGCAAUUAAUCAGUUAAUCCCAACCAUGGAGCGUACAGCUGUCGACAUGGCCAAUGCUUAUGUCAAAGACUGGAACAAACAAAUCCUUGUUAUGGCGGGUAUUCUGAGUAGAGCCGUGUAUGAGUAUGAGUUUACGCAACUCAGGGCCAAGUACCCUAAAGUGACUCCUGAGACUAUGCAGCCGUUUCUUGAUGAUGCCUCUUAUAUCAUGAACCGAUUUGAGUUUAGCACAUCUGCACCAGACGUCUCUGUUGGCAAUUACAUUGCCCAUGGAUUUUGGCGAUCAUCUAAUAAACUAUCUCUGCCCACACAACGUGGUCUGAUUUUAACGUCGGAUGAGGUACGUUUGGCCGAUGAUGACAAUGCAGCACAGCUGAUUGAAAACAUUGCUAUUGUCCCCAAAUCUGUGGCCAAGUCUUCUGAAACUUUUUUGAAACGGGCUGUGGAACUCGGAUUGUUGAAAUACACUGGUGCGACUGACAUUGAACGAGAACUCAAGGAACAUACCCUAACACCGGCGCGAUUUCAAAAACUAGUUCGUUGGUGUAUUUCGCAUGCCUUUAACAGUGAAAUUGGACAGUACGAAAUCCAGCUUAUUUUAGCUGCUGGCAUUGUUGCCGAUUCCGAUACAGCUACCGGAUCGAUUUACGCUCUCAAAGCUAUCUCAUCGUAUCAGGACGUUCUGCGCGUGCCCAACGGGUACCCGCUCCCCCCAGCAUGCUUGCCGGCCAAGCUGCUUGAGUCAGUCAACACGCGUGAGGUUGAGCAAGUGUUUGGAUGGCGGCCAUUAACCCUACUUGGCUGGCUUACGUUUGCGACGGUCAACCGUGAUUCAAUUGAGCUGGAGAAAAACAUGUACUUGAUGCCGGACUUUUCCGAAAAAGUACUAAUGCGGCUUUCGUCGAAUUUCGAUGGGAUGAGCACUCUUGAUAAGACUAAAGUGGUGGAACUGCUUGGAAGUGCGGACUCGAUUCCAACCAACCUAGGCAUGAAGAAACCAUCCGAGUCGUAUCUCCAGGCAAUUGACUUGUUCCCGGAUCUGCCCAUUAAGUCGCCUACGCUUUUGACAUCACGAGAGUUUUUACUGGCCAUUGGUGUGCGCGAGUCUGUGGAUGUUGCCUUUGUUUUAAAGCUGCUAACGGACCCUGAUCCUCAAGUAAAGUGGUCAACAUUUGAUGUCAUCAAAUACUUGACUGCAAACCAGUCUAAGUUUAAGCAGAGCGACUGGGCAACCCUUAAAACGUCGUCAUUUUUUGAGGCUAUGGAUGGUAAACUCUACACAGCAUCCAGUCUGUAUCCACCCAACACCGAGCUGGAGACCUUGGGGAUGCGGUGUCUUAAGUGGCAGUACUGGAACGAGUCGACACCGGAAGCCAAGUUGAUUUUUAAACUAGGGCUUAAGCAUCACCCUCCUCUUGCCGAAAUCUUGGAGCUAGCCAAUGACAAAAACCCCAAAUCCGACACAGCUUUUACCUAUUUUUUGAAAAACUUUGAAACAAACAAAUACUCAAUUAGCGAAGCUUUCAAUACCACGUCGGCAUGCGUCAAGUGCACGCUUCCAGAUGGAAAGACAGUAAAGAGACCCCCCAGCAAGUGUUUUACAGAUCACUCGGUGGCUCUUUUUGGGUUUCCCAUUGUGGACGCUUCAUUGGAAAACCAUUCAUGGAAGCUUGGAAUACGCAAGUGGCCUGAGGCCGAUGAGCUUGCCAAUGUGCUAAUGACUCAACCUUCCAAGGACGUUGCAACGGCCAACAAGAUGUUUGGGUUUAUGUCUGGGUUUUUGGGAAAGAUUUCAGGGCCCAUGCGCAAGCGGUUGCGUGAGACUCAAUACAUUCCGGUUCCAGUUGUGCGCAAGCGGUUUGAUGAAAAGGGCAAGAUUGUGGAGGUUCAAACGGUAGAUCAUGAGUACCCCAAUAUGGUAUAUUUUGCACAGAACAACAACAAGGAGGGUACGGCCUCUGGAAGUGAGAUAUACGCGCAGUUUUUCCACUUUGUUGAUUUUGCUCAAGAUGCGCGCGGGUUUUUGACGUUUGUAGGAGUGCGCGAAGAACCAAGCAUCACAGAAAUUGCGCGCACUCUUGUGGCAGACCCUGAACGGAUGUACACGCUGGCGGCAUCAGCACAAAAAUACUUGGAGCUGCUGUUGAGGAUUUCGAGUCACUGGGACGAUGCCAUUUCUCGGGACUAUGCACUAGUGUCGCGGAUGCGCAAGGCUCGGUUUCUGAUUGGGUAUGUUUAUGAAAAGAAGCCAGUAGAAACAAGCGAUGUGAAAACAAAGGCCGCGGACGACGACGAGGACGAGUUCCGGCUGAGGUAUAAAUUGGCAUCAGUAGAACAAAUUGUGAUUGCUGAUAACGUUUUGUACGCCAACAUGUUUCGCAAUGACUUGUUACUUGCGCCGCAGAUAAACGACCUGGAACGAUUAUAUCGGGAGCUGGGGUGCCGCGCACUUAGCAAGGUAGUUGAGACCAAAACCAUGCUGGGCAGAAUUGUGUCUGGGUAUGACGGGCGACAGCUCAAGGUUCAUAUUGCGGAGCGUGCAGGGCUGUUUCUGGACGGGAACAGGGAUGCUUUGCGGCGCACACGAGGCGGGUACAAGGCGGCGAAGCGGCUGCUUGCGGAGCUGCACAUUGUAGCGCUGACUCACAUAACAGUGGAGCAUAGGGUACGAUACGCCAACUUGUGUGUGUCUGGGCGAGGUGGUGUGUUGCCACCUCCUGUGCGUCAAACAGUAACGGCGUAUAUUGGUCCUGGUGAGGAAACAGUUUCCGGAGUGGCGACAUUGUACGUACAACCAUCUGGUCUGGACUGGUUUGACGUGAGCCAGGCACUUGUGGGCCAACUUUUAGGUCAAGGGGCUGGGCCUGAUAGCGCGAUUGUGUUGGAGAGUUUGCUUGCAUCAGAAUUGCGGGCGCUACAGCGCAAGGGAUUCAAUGUGAAUGCGAUUAUAAAGCGCCGAGAGGAGGAGGUGCAGGCGGAGCGAGAGGCUGCGGAGGCGUUGCGGCGGGAGCUAGAGGAAAAGCAUCAAGUGGAAGAAGCGAAGCGUCGAGAAGAGGCUGCUAGGCGCAAGGAAGAGGAAGCAAGACGACAAAAGAGUAUGAUUCUUGAGGAUGGGGCAGGCCCGAAGAAGGCUGAAGAUGGAGGAGCGCCUCCGCCGCCAUAUAGUUCAGGAGGAGCGAUUGGAGGUGUUCAAGGAUGGGACAAGGUGAAGCAGGCUCUUGAGAGUGCGGAGCGACAGGAGCAGCAGGAGGUUGCACGGGAGCAGCAAAUGCAACAGGCCCAGCAACAGCAGCAGCUGCAACAGCAGCAGCACUCCAAGGGACUUUUUAGCAAAAUGUGGAAAUCUUUUUCGCCAACCGCAGCCGCUGCUGCCGCACAAGCCGCGCAGGCCGCCGCACAAGCCGCAUCCAAACCUACAACCCAACUACCUGCACCACAGGCUCAACAGCAAGCUCUACCUCAAACUCCGGCUCCGUCGUCACGCGGAAUCCAGUUCCCUGGCAGCGGCGGUGUAUUUCAAGGACCCGGUACUGGUACUGGUGGUGGAAUGCGGGGGCCUGGGGCUUCCUCACCACAUGCAACAACUCCAGCUCAAGCUGCAGCCGAAUUGUCAGCGGUUAUUGGACGGUCGCACGCAUAUUCUUCAGGCUCGUUAUCUUCAAGCAUAAACACGGGCGAUGCGGCACGUACUUCAGCAGCUGAACAUGCGGCGGAGCAGGAAUGUAAUACACAAGUAUUGGCCUCGCUUGUACAAGUUGCCGUGCUUCCAUUUUCAGUGGCGCCUGGAGCUGGAGGAGGACCUGGUCUUCGGUUUUUUGCACCUCACGGGGACCCGCGCGUGUUUGAUGCGGCACAGGGUAUGGCAGCAGCAGCAACUGCAGCAGCAUCAGGAGCGAAUACAUCUACUGCAAGUGAUGGGUUGCGUGGAUGGGGACUAGAGCUUUCACGGUUUGCUUUGGUAUUACGUGCGGUUGCCGAGAUUUAUGAUGGAGGUAGUAAUGGUGGAAAGUUAUGGCAAGCGAUACAUGCAUAUUGGGACCCGAAUUCUGCAGUGAUUGCAUUUAAUGCAGGUGGUGGGAGUUUAUUUUUUAACUUGGCAUACUUUGUUGGAGGGUCCGGGAUGGUGGCAGCUAGAGAGCCCGGGAGCAAUGAAUGGCAACCUCAAGCGCAAUUGGAUUACUGGUUUACGGUGGCUGCACAUGAAUUGGCACAUAAUAUGGUUGCCGGACACGGAGCUGCUCAUUCGCAUUAUUCAGAGAGUUUUGUGCAGACUUAUUUGGAACGGUACCGGCAAGUUGCUGCUGAGUUUUCUGGGAGAAGUUGA
This is a messenger RNA of Magnusiomyces paraingens, 5448 nucleotides long. RefSeq lists its product as uncharacterized. The record is from RefSeq and is a predicted model, not a curated record. The coding region runs from base 1 to 5448 and encodes 1815 amino acids. Lineage: Eukaryota; Fungi; Ascomycota; Dipodascomycetes; Dipodascales; Dipodascaceae. The transcript is spliced from 2 exons.